Coprinopsis cinerea okayama7#130 is the source of this 252-nucleotide messenger RNA. RefSeq lists its product as hypothetical. NCBI's taxonomy places the organism in Eukaryota, Fungi, Basidiomycota, Agaricomycetes, Agaricales, Psathyrellaceae. The record is from RefSeq and is a predicted model, not a curated record. The coding region runs from base 1 to 252 and encodes 83 amino acids. The transcript is spliced from 2 exons.
AUGAGGGAUCCGAGGAACGCCUGGUCCAUCCGAUCAAAACUAGCAGUAGCCACGAUCAUCAAUUUCGGGAUGGAACUAGAGUGCGGGGAGUCCAUAAACGGGCAAGAGAAUGACUGCAUGGACAACGGAACGGUCAAGAAACCGGAAUUCUACUUCUCGACUUUGGAAUACAACGUCGUAUCCCUCCACUUCGUUUCGACCGGAGCUUUCGGUGAAUUCCAUAUGCCUGCUGGUACCCAUCCUGGGUGUUAA